AGAACGCCCAGCGCUGCAUGUGAUCCGCUGGGCAGCAUGUCCGCCUCCAAGAGAAGGAGCAAAGGCAGAGCCCAGCAUGGCUCUCCCUGCCCGGAACCAGGAGCUGCCGGCAGCCCGGGGGUCUUUAAGGUCUCCGACUUCUUAGAUAAAGCAGAGGACAGUGUACCGAAGGUAUACAGGUGUUCAUUCAUCCAGCUUGGACUAAAUGCUAUGAAAGCAGCUGACCUAUGUAUCGGGCGCCCUGUACUAAUUACCAGCAUAGAGAGAAGACAAGAGGUAUGCACAGCAUGGCCUGUGUCUGGUUUUCCUUCUGGCAAAGCUGGCCUUGGAGUGACAGCUCAGAAAAACCUGAAGGUAAAGCCUGGGGAUUCAGUCCUUAUUCAACCCCUUACUGGUUCUGUACUGCAAGCCGAAGAAAUUGAAGUUGCAAUCAGGGAGAAAGAUGCCAGUGGUGUCAAUGUUGAAGAAUUGUCUGCUUUUUUUCUGAGGCUUAUGGAUGGGAGGAUCAUUUUGCCAGGCAACCACCUUAGUAUGAACUUCUAUGGUAGACCGUGCAACUUACAGGUGACUAAAAUUAAAGGGAUUGAUGGUACAAUGCAAGAACCAUUGCCCAAUAACGCACUUGUAAAUGAACUUACCAUGGACAAGAGCAGUGUGGACAGCAGUACCUUUGAUUUGUCCUUGCAACUCAAUUUACUGGAUAUUGACGACAACCAAAACAUAGCAGCCACAAGUACUCCAUGUAAAACUGACAAUGGAAGUGUUUCUAUUCCUUCUCCUGAGAUUCAGGCAGGAGUUGUCCCAGAGGAGCAGAACUCACAAGAGUCAUGCCAAGAAGGAUCCCAAAGCUCUAAAAGUGGCUUCCCAGAUGAUAAUGACAAUGACAGACUAAUGUCACCAUCCCUGAAAAUUCAAGUAAGAUGCAAUGCAGACACAUUUUAUUGCAUCACUUCACAAACACAAAUACGAUACAAAGAGCCAAAAUUGACAUCUGAGGUGGACAAAUGCCAACUAAGAAGCAAAGUUACAUAUGACAUGAUCGGUGGUUUGAAUAGCCAACUAAAGGAGAUAAGAGAAACCAUAGAGUUGCCUCUGAAGCAGCCAGAACUCUUUAAGAAAUAUGGAAUUCCUCCUCCACGAGGAGUGCUACUUCACGGCCCUCCCGGGACAGGCAAGACGCUGAUUGCGCGGGCAGUCGCUAAUGAAGUUGGUGCUCAUGUUUCAGUCAUCAAUGGGCCAGAAAUAAUGAGCAAGUUUUACGGGGAAUCAGAGUCAAGGCUGCGGCAGAUAUUUGCAGAGGCAUCACAACGUUGUCCUUCAAUUAUAUUUAUUGAUGAGCUGGAUGCCCUUUGUCCAAAAAGAGAAGGAGCUCAGAAUGAAGUGGAGAAACGGAUAGUGGCCUCUUUGCUUACACUCCUGGAUGGUAUUGGAUCGGAAGAAAGUCAAGGGCAGCUUUUGGUGCUUGGAGCUACAAACCGUCCCCAUUCAUUGGAUCCUGCCCUGCGUAGACCUGGGCGAUUUGAUAAAGAGAUAGAGAUCGGUAUUCCCAAUGCUCGAGAACGCCUGGACAUCCUUCAGAAGGUUCUGAGAAAAGUCCCUCAUCAGCUCAGUGAAGAAGAACUUGUACAGCUAGCAGACAGCACUCAUGGAUAUGUGGGGGCUGACUUAGCAGCACUGAGCAAGGAAGCAGGCUUGAAUGCUCUGCGGAAAAAAUGUGGAGAGCUGUCUUGCCCAUCAGACAGUGAAGUGGCUGGCUCUGUGGUAAUCACUGUGAAUGACUUCCUGCAGGCAAUGAAUGAUGUCAGGCCCAGUGCCAUGAGGGAAGUUGCGAUUGACGUGCCCAAUGUUUCAUGGUCAGACAUUGGAGGCAUGGAGAACGUUAAGUUGAAGUUAAAGCAAGCAGUGGAAUGGCCUUUAAAACACCCAGAAUCUUUCAUUCGCAUGGGGAUACAGCCACCCAAAGGAGUGCUGCUCUAUGGACCCCCAGGAUGCUCCAAAACAAUGAUUGCAAAGGCACUGGCUAAUGAAAGUGGUCUCAACUUUCUGGCCGUGAAGGGUCCAGAAUUGAUGAAUAAGUAUGUUGGUGAAUCAGAACGUAGUGUCCGAGAGAUAUUCAGGAAAGCAAGAGCAGUGUCUCCCUCAAUUUUAUUCUUUGAUGAAAUGGAUGCUUUAGCUGUUGAAAGGGGAAGCUCUUCAGGCGCCGGUAAUGUGACUGAUCGUGUUUUAGCUCAGUUGCUUACAGAAAUGGACGGCAUAGAACAGCUUAAAGAUGUUGUCAUUUUGGCAGCUACAAAUCGACCUGACUUAAUAGACAAGGCUCUGAUGCGUCCUGGACGUAUUGACAGAAUCAUCUUCGUACCUUUGCCAGAUGCAGCCACCCGCAAGGAGAUCUUCACACUCCGGUUCCGCUCUAUGCCCAUCAACAGCGAGAUCUCUCUGGAAAAGCUUGUGACACAGACAGAGAGAUACUCUGGAGCAGAGAUCGAUGCCCUCUGCCGAGAAGCUGCUCUCCUAGCUCUCCAGGAAGACAUACAUGCACAGUGCAUCAUGGGAAGACAUUUUGACCAGGCUUUCGCUAUUGUCAAACCAAGGAUUCCAGAAUCUCUGAUUCAGUUUUACCAAAAUUACCAACAAAAAAGUGGACUACACAAUUUAUAAUGUUUUGCGAUUUUG
Molecule: messenger RNA, 2673 nt
Organism: Pelobates fuscus (common spadefoot toad)
Lineage: Eukaryota; Metazoa; Chordata; Amphibia; Anura; Pelobatidae
Gene: AFG2A
Product: AFG2 AAA ATPase homolog A
Exons: 16
Coding region: 37-2658 (873 amino acids)
Cellular component (GO): cytoplasm
Molecular function (GO): ATP binding; ATP hydrolysis activity
Source: RefSeq, a predicted model, not a curated record